CUUAACAAUAACGUAUCUUAUGAUCUGGAUGUUGUUGAACCUAAAACAAUGCAAAAAGUGUUAUUUGAGUCUAUUUUAAAAGUUGGAAAUAAUGAAUUUGUUGAAAAUGAAAAUUCUGGUGUAGAAUUUUUAUACAAAAUAUCUACUAAUUCCUUAAAAAGUGAACCUCAUGAACUUGCAAAAACAAUUGCCGAAAUAUUAUCAUCUGCUAAACGUCCUCGAAAAAAUGAAAAUCUUGACAAGCAGCGUGAUAGAGGAUAUAUUGAUCAUUUUGAUUGCAAUGGUGUUUUAAAAAUAUCACUUAAUAUAGAAAUAAAUAUAGCAACAAUUGAUCUUCGUCACACUGUACUUCAUAAGCGUCCCGAUAGAUGCAAUACAUCUGAUGACAUUAAAGCUGAAAUAAAAAAAAAUAUUCAUCAAAUGCCUGCAGAUAUUUUUAGACAAUUAGAACAGCAGCAUCCAAAUCUAACUCAAAAACAAGUUCAUGCAUGGUAG
This is a messenger RNA of Racocetra persica, 495 nucleotides long. NCBI's taxonomy places the organism in Eukaryota, Fungi, Glomeromycota, Glomeromycetes, Diversisporales, Gigasporaceae. The record is from the annotation of a GenBank genome assembly.